GGGCAUCUAAUUGCCAUUCCCUGCUCUUCUAAAUGUUCAAAACACGCCCACAGAUGUUUGCUUUUUAAUAGCCCAAACCAAGUCUCAGUGGGCCCAUUCACUGAACCCAACUUUCUCUGAAUGCCAGUUCAAGGACUGGUGUUUGGACGAGCCACAGCAGGUACUUCUCCCUCACCUUGCCCAUCGGGGGAUUUUGCUUUCUGGGGAGGGGGACAGAUGCAGGCCGGUUUGCCAGAAGUGGCCAUUACACAAAAAAGGAGAAAGCCACGGAAGGGUUAGGCUUCUCAUUCCUGGGGGGUCACCUUGGGCUGCUCCCAAGAGGGGCUGAGGAGGGGCUGAGGAGAAGCUGCUGGGAAGGCAGAUGCCAGGAGCUCGUGCCCUGCAUUUGCCUCAAGGGGUGCCCCCUGCUCUCCUCCAUGAGCUCUGAAGGGAGCUUCUUUUGCAUGGCAGAACCUGGCAUUAAAUCCUUCUCUUUUCCCAGCCAUGGCGGGCUGUGGGCAGAGGCAGUACUCCCCCCUGCCCCCCCAUCUAAUGCCUAGAAUUGGUGUUUGCAGGGAAAGCAGCCACCAGUCCGGCGAAGUCUCCAUGGCCUCCUUUUGCCAGGUCCCCUCUGCCACCUCCACUUGGCCGUGCUCCCUCCGUGCGCUUGAAGAACAAAACUUCCUUUUCCAGCUGCAGGCGCCAGAGCAGCCACCUGACAGCACCAAAGAGGGCCUUGAGGUUCCUCUCAUCGCGGUGGUGCAGUGGUCGACCCCCAAGCUACCAUUCACGAGCAGCAUCUACACGCACUACAGGCUGCCAAGCAUCCGUCUUGCCCGUCCCAGGUUUGUGAUGACUGCAGAAUGCGAGUCACCAGUUGUCUUGCAUCGACGCUUUGUAGUCACGUACACACUCAUCAACAACUUGCAGGACUUCCUGGCGGUGCGCUUGGUGUGGACACCAGAAAGUGCUGCUGCAGGGAAGAAGCUGGCCUGCGAUGAAUGCCGUGCCACGCAAGACACUCAAGAUUCAAUUGUGUGCCACACCCCUCUCAACAACCUAGGAUUCUCCCGCAAGGGCAGCGCCCGCACUUUCUGUGUCACAUUCCAGGCCCUGCGUGCUGGCUUAUUCGAGUUGUCCCAGCACAUGAAGCUGAAGCUCCAGUUCACAGCCAGCGUUUCCAACCCACCCCCAGAGGCCCGGCCAGUCUCCCGCAAAAGCAGCCCUGGGAGCCCAGCGGUCCGGGAGCUGGUGGGGCGUCAUCAGGCCAGCCUUGGGCGCUCCCAGAGCUUCUCGCACCAGCAGCCAGCACGGGGACACCUCCUGAGGUACUGCUGCCCCUUGCCCACCCUGCUUUCUUCACGCUCCUUCAGCGAUGAGAUUUUCAUUGUCCUCUGUGGGAACAGCCUGGAAGCCAAGAGAGAAGGGAGCAGCUCCCCCACCCACCCCAAAACCGAGGUACGAACAGCAGUGGAUGUCACCAUUAAAAGGCAAUGCUAGUAGAAGGGUACUUUAGCUGCCAGACAUUCCCAAGCUGGUUUUUCCUUUUCGCACUGGAUUAGGCCACAGGGUGUGACAUGGAAGAUGGCUCCUUCCCAGAGGAGCCCUGCCAUCUUCCUUCUCUCCCAGUACCUGCUGUAUUCUCAGAUGGGAGAGGGCAAGUCUGUAGCCCUCCCCCUACCUCAGCAUCUCAGGCCCAGGUGCCCUUCCAUUGCACUUUAUUUAAUUUUUGUUAUUUAUAUUUUUGUAUUUGCUCAGAAGCAACCCCAACUGUGUAUGUAUGUGCUUGCAAAUAAACUGCACUGGCUGGCCGGCAAACAACAUGGUUUGUGGACCUCUUUGGUGAGGAGUAAGGGGUGUCCUCUGGCAGCAGCCUCUGUCUGUUGUUCUUCCUCUGCUUCUGAACAGAAUGUGAAUUCACCUCAUCUUCCAGAUGUGGUCAGAUAUAAUAGUCAGUGCUGGAUUGCCAUCAGUUGCCUAGAUCCCUCUUUAGUUCCAGCCAACCAAAGCAACUAGCAAACAUACAUUGAGGAAGCUGGUUUAAUUGCAGCUUUGCUCCCCCUUGGAACAGCAAGUGACAUACUAAAUGCUUGGCAGAUAAUCCUCCAUAGGCCAAUUUCUACUGAAGAAGCAUCUCGCUGAGAUGAUCAGAGAGGGUGAAAUGCUUUAGCAUCUUUCAACAACAUGCCAGGCAUUUGUGCAGGACUAGGCCCAUUCCCCCAAAGUGGGGACAAGCAGCAGGGAAGGGGCGGCCUGAGAGGGAAUCGUGGCUG
Molecule: messenger RNA, 2252 nt
Organism: Python bivittatus (Burmese python)
Lineage: Eukaryota; Metazoa; Chordata; Lepidosauria; Squamata; Pythonidae
Source: RefSeq, a predicted model, not a curated record